Penicillium nucicola is the source of this 876-nucleotide messenger RNA. RefSeq names its product class II aldolase/adducin family protein. Lineage: Eukaryota; Fungi; Ascomycota; Eurotiomycetes; Eurotiales; Aspergillaceae. Gene Ontology annotation, molecular function: actin filament binding. The record is from RefSeq and is a predicted model, not a curated record. The coding region runs from base 1 to 876 and encodes 291 amino acids. The transcript is spliced from 3 exons. Gene Ontology annotation, cellular component: cytoskeleton.
AUGGCGCCCCCAACUGCAACAGACACCAUCACCAACACCGUCACCAUGCAAGCUCCGCAAUCAUCCCAGGCAGAGGGCGCGGAAAAGGCCAAGGUCAAAAUGCAAAUGCCUAGCAUGCCGGUAUUCGAAGAUAAGAUGAAAGAGCGCGAAUAUCUCAAGGGCCGUCUGGCGGCUGCAUUCCGAAUCUUCGGUGACAAGGGAUAUGACGAGGGUGUUGCGGGACACAUCACCGUCCGUGACCCGGUUGACCCCUCGACCUUCUGGGUGAACCCCUUCGGCACAGCGUUCAAGUUGAUGAAAGCCUCAGACUUAAUCCAGGUUGACCAUGACGGUAACGUCAUUGCGGGCGGUCCAAACCGCAUGUUAAACGCUGCUGCUUUUAUGAUUCAUUCGGCAAUUCAUGCCGCCAGGCCGGAUGUGCAUUGUGCAGCGCAUAGCCAUAGUCUUUAUGGGCGAGCGUUUUGCUCACUAGGCCGACCGCUAGAUAUCAUUUCGCAGGAUGCCUGUGCUUUCCACAACGACCUGGCACUGUAUAACUCCUUCAAGGGUGUUGUCCUAGCCAAGGAAGAAGGUGAGAACAUUGCCACGGCACUUGGAAACAAAAAAGCCGCACUUCUCCAAAAUCACGGUCUUUUGACUGUCGGAAACACCAUUGAGGAAACUGUCUUCUGGUUCGUCAGCCUGGAGAAAUGUUGCUACGCACAGCUCCUAGCAGACGCCGCUGCGACCGGCCGAGGCGGACAGACGGUCAAAAUCGACGAGGCAGAUGCUGCUUUCACAUACAAGACAGUCGGAACCCCCAAGGCCGGUUGGUUCAGUGCGAAGCCCCUAUUUGAUGUAAUUCACGAGGAGACCAAGGGCGCGUACUUGGAAUAA